Messenger RNA from Pediculus humanus corporis (human body louse), 468 nucleotides. RefSeq lists its product as uncharacterized. Lineage: Eukaryota; Metazoa; Arthropoda; Insecta; Psocodea; Pediculidae. The coding region runs from base 1 to 468 and encodes 155 amino acids. The transcript has 3 exons. Gene Ontology annotation, molecular function: lysozyme activity. The record is from RefSeq and is a predicted model, not a curated record.
AUGGUAUAUAUAUUAUUCGUUGAAAUUUUAUCACUUCUAGCACUUUCUCAAGCAGUCUUCGUUUCGAAUUUAGACGCCGCCUGUUUGAAGUGUAUUUGCACGGCCUCGACGGGAUGUGAUAAAAAUUACGAAUGUUCUCCACAAGGUUUUUGCGGUCCCUUCUUCAUAUCCCGAAAAUAUUGGGAAGAAGCCGACAGAGUCACUUUAAAUUCCGAUCCUCGAUAUAGAGAAGAUGGACACGAAACAUGUGCCAAAAAUUACAAUUGUGCAACGAAAAUAGUUUCCAACUACAUGGCUAAAAACGGCCGAGAUUGUAACAACGAUGGCAUAACGGAUUGCGAUGAUUUUGCUAAAAUACAUUUUUACGGGGAAGCAAGAUGCGAAAAUGCAAUCGAAAGAACUUCCUACCACGACAGAUAUAUUGGUUGCAUGCCACCGAAAAUGGAAGAUAAAUUUCAAAAGAAAUAA